Melopsittacus undulatus (budgerigar) is the source of this 2604-nucleotide messenger RNA. RefSeq names its product serpin family H member 1 (gene SERPINH1). Bases 184 to 1401 code for a protein of 405 amino acids. Gene Ontology annotation, cellular component: endoplasmic reticulum. The record is from RefSeq and is a predicted model, not a curated record. Gene Ontology annotation, biological process: collagen fibril organization. The transcript has 5 exons. NCBI's taxonomy places the organism in Eukaryota, Metazoa, Chordata, Aves, Psittaciformes, Psittaculidae. Gene Ontology annotation, molecular function: serine-type endopeptidase inhibitor activity; collagen binding.
GAUCCUCCAUCCGAUCCUCCCCUUCCUCCCGGAGCCCUUUUGAAGAGGCUUUUCCCAACUUUCCAGAAGUUUCUUCCCGACCCCUUAUAUACCCGUGUCCCUAGGACCGGGAGGUGCACCCGGAGCCGAGCAGGGCAGCGCCCCAACCCCAGGUCCUCAGAGGCAUCGGGUGCUGCUGAAGCCAUGUGGAUUAUCCUGGUCCUUGCUCUGUGCAGCCUCACUGCUGCUGUGCCCUCGGAGGACAGGAAGCUGAGUGACAAGGCAACAACCCUGGCUGACCGCAGCACAACACUGGCCUUCAACCUCUACCAUGCCAUGGCGAAGGACAAGAACAUGGAGAACAUCCUCCUGUCCCCCGUGGUCGUGGCCUCUUCCCUCGGCCUCGUGUCCCUUGGAGGCAAGGCCACGACUGCAUCCCAAGCCAAGGCGGUGCUCAGUGCUGACAAGCUCAACGAUGACUAUGUCCACAGCGGGUUAUCCGAGCUCCUGAACGAGGUGAGCAACAGCACAGCCCGGAAUGUCACCUGGAAGAUUGGGAACCGCUUGUAUGGCCCAGCCUCCAUCAACUUUGCGGAUGACUUUGUGAAGAGCAGCAAGAAACACUACAACUAUGAGCACUCCAAGAUCAACUUCCGAGACAAGAGGAGUGCCCUGAAGUCCAUUAAUGAAUGGGCAGCUCAGACCACGGAUGGGAAGCUCCCAGAGGUCACAAAGGAUGUGGAGAAGACUGAUGGAGCCCUCAUUGUCAAUGCCAUGUUCUUCAAGCCUCACUGGGAUGAGAAGUUCCACCAUAAGAUGGUGGACAACCGUGGCUUCAUGGUAUCCCGUUCCUACACCGUUGGGGUCCCCAUGAUGCACCGUACAGGUUUCUACAACUACUAUGAUGAUGAGACAGAGAAGCUCCAGGUGGUGGAGAUGCCACUUGCUCACAAGCUCUCCAGCAUGAUCUUCAUCAUGCCAAACCAUGUGGAGCCUCUGGAGAGGGUUGAGAAGCUGCUGACCAGGGAGCAGCUGAAGACCUGGGCUGGCAAGAUGAAGAAGAGAUCAGUGGCCAUCUCCCUGCCUAAAGUUGUCCUGGAAGUCAGCCACGACCUUCAGAAACACUUGGCUGAUCUGGGUCUGACAGAAGCCAUUGACAAAACCAAGGCUGACCUGUCCAAGAUCUCUGGCAAGAAAGACCUUUACCUGUCCAAUGUCUUCCAUGCUGCUGCUCUGGAAUGGGACACGGAAGGGAACCCGUAUGAUGCUGACAUCUACGGCCGAGAGGAGAUGAGGAACCCCAAGCUCUUCUAUGCUGACCACCCCUUCAUCUUCAUGAUCAAGGACAGUAAAACCAACUCCAUCCUCUUCAUUGGCAGGCUCGUGAGGCCCAAAGGAGAGAAGAUGCGUGAUGAGUUGUAGUUGGGCUUGAGGUUGGGUUUAGCCCCAAGAGCUUUGGUUUGUGUGUUUUUUAGUGGGGGGAUCUCAAACAAGGGGAAACACUAUUUUGUAUCCUUCUGGAACUAUGGGUGCUAUUCAGACCAGGGUGCGUUGUGAUGAGAAACCAGCAUACACUUUACCUCACCCCAAUAUACCUAUUGCACAAACCCACCUCCAGAGAGGAGCCUGGCACAAGAGAGUUACCAGGAGUGGAGCAUGCACCAUCCCAGCUGCCAUGUUCAGGCUGAUGCCUACCUCCUCCUUGCAUUAGUUAAGCCUCCUCCUAAGUACUUUGCUGCUCUACAAAGGCACAAGCCCUUCAUGCUUCCAUCUCAAAUGCUUCUGCACAUUGAGCUCUGCUGCUUGCUUUCCUCCUCCUUUGCUAUGUGGCACCACACUAGAGCUGCUCAGGUUGCUCUGCACUUGUUCCUUGCUUAUCUCUUCUAUCCUCAAUAGUAUAUAACAAAGCACAAAGGGGCAGUUCUAAGGUCCAGCCUCUUCUAUGGUCCUGGGAGCUGAGCAGGACUGUGACACCAUGUAAGAAUGGGGACUGCAUGGAGUUGUGCCUUUCUGUCCUGCCUAACUCUGCUCUGGAUUGCUCCAGCCUGCAAUAAGCUGUCGACUCCACUCACUGCAAAGCCAAGCACAGCUUUGCUCAACACAGAGAAGUUAGUGGUUCCCCUCCUCCUGGUGCUUCUGCAUCAGCAGAUGAGACUGGGAAGGAGUUACCACUGCAAUGGUCCCAGUUACAAGCAGGGCUGGUGGCUGUCAGCUCCUGUUGCAGGCCAAGGGACUCUGGAUGCUGGAGUAGGUUCACUUCCACUUCUUUAAAUACAAAGCUUUAGAGCUGCCAUUGCCUGACCCUCCUCUGAAGCUCCUUUGCAUGAUGCUUUAGCUCCCUGAUGGCUGUCCUGGGUAACAGCAUGCUGAAAACCAAAUGUAGUUAUAGUUAUACUCUUAUUUAUGUCUGAUAAAGAGCAUGUUUCACAGCCUAGACUUGGAGGCUAUUCCCAUCUUCUUAAGGGAUAUCAGGUUAAUACUUAAGGCAGUGACUGAUAUGAUCCCAUUAGCAUUGAAGUUGCUAUGCACUGAGAGACACUGCAAACCAUGACAAGAUGAUUGGGAGGAAUCCAUCACAAUCCAAGUGCCAGUUAACUCAAACCCAGCAAGGAGCAACAACUGCAU